GCAUAUUUUCAUCGCUUACCUACUCCUCAAGGCUUUGUUAAGUUCAGAGCCCUGAAACCUCUUUUCACCAAUGAGAGCCAUUCAAGCUUUCCUAUGUUCUGUCUGUCUGGUCCUGACUGAUUUUAUUCAGCGAGUAGACCUAACUCAAGAAGACAAACCAUCAAUUGGUGCAGUUUACCACCCAAGAGAUGGAUCUAUCGCCAAGAUGCUGGAGGAAGUCAUUAACAAGUCUACAUGUCAAAGAAAUUUUGACUCGAAAUCAAACGAUGUAUGCAUUGAUGUGAUAUUGAUCGAGAUUAAUUCUGCAAAGGACCUGUUGAUAUAUGAAAACUUAAAGAAGAUGAGUUGUGCAAUAGCAAUCUUCGACUUGUCAUUUGGUGAUCACUACUCGUUUGCUUUUGCUGAGGUGCUCACCAUUCCGUUACUGAGCUUCAAACCUGUCCUUCAGGAUUUUUCAAGUGAUUUUUUCUACUCAGCACUGCCAUCUUACGAGAUGUAUUCCCGUGCGAUGGUGGACCUGCUUGAUUUCUGUAUCGGUAAAGAGAGCACUCCAAGAGAGAAAGUAGCGAUUGUGUUUGAAGCCGAUUACUCUGCUGUAGCUACCCAGGUUUACUCAAUAGCUCGUGAAAUGGAAAAGUUUAGAGUUGAAGCUAUUCCUGAAUUAAAAGUUAACGACAACAGCCAGCUGCAGCGCGCCCUCGAAGUUCUGCCCAAAGUGCGAGCAAACUACGUUCUGGUUAUUUGUAGACCCGAGAAUCUGGCCACUAUUCUUGAGAUGUCACUACGUCUGGGAGCUAUAAACAAAGAUUCAAGAUGGUUUACCUUCAACAUGGACUUUAAAGGUAACAUAUCGAAAAGUUGUUUUAAAGGACUUGUUGGGCUCCAGGUGAACCUGACAGAUAUCCGAAAGGCUACAGAUCUGAAAAGGAAAUUCCAGCUCGAGAGUAACACCAACCAGAUUUCAGAGAUCACGUAUGCAUUGGUCAAUGAUACAAUUUACGCAGUCGUAGAAGCCUUUAAGCAAGAUACGAAAGGGAUCUCAAGACACCUGAGAGACUGUUUCGCAGAUGGGUAUAGAAUUGAAGAUAGUAGUAAAAAACUGCUCAACAAUCUAAACGAGAAGGUAAAGUUGUGGGGAAUUACCGGGUUAGUGGACUUCGAUAACAAUACAAGGAGCAGACUUGUGGAGAGGUUGGAUAUAAUAAAUGUUCAGGUGCGGGGAGAUGACGACGGUAACACAGAGUCCGCAUUGGUCAACGUUGGUCAUUGGAACGCAAACAAAGGAAACACAGUUAACAAAGCAGUGCAACUUGACAGCUUGGAGGACUCUAUCGACUGGACUGGGGAUUUCUGGGAGGAAUUACAAUGUUUAGUGCAAAACAAGAAAAACAGGAAGAAGCCUUUGGAAGGACGUGUGCUCAAAAUUGUUACUAUAGAAGAUUCACCGUUUUGUAUAAGAAUAGCGAACCAGACCGAGGGAAAGCCAAAAUAUGAAGGAUUCAGCAUCGACCUUCUUGACGCAAUUCAAAGGAAAAUGGGCUUCCAAUAUACUCUCAUGACUAACAAAGAUGGGAAAAUGGGCUCUAAAAAUCGUAAUGGAAAGUGGAAUGGACUGAUUGGAGACAUUGUUGAGAAGAGAGCACAGGUGGCUAUUGGCGCAAUCACUAUCUCUGCUGUAAGAGAGUUAGAGGUUGACUUCAGUAAGCCCUUCAUGGAUUUUAAAGUCAGUCUGUUGAUGCAGAAGGAAAAGGAACAAGUGAACCUGUUUGUAUUUUUACAACCGUUUGAGAGAAACGUUUGGCUCUCUACGUUGGCCGUCGUGAUAGGCAUCACGUUCCUCGUGUUCUGUUUGGAUCACCUCAGUCCUAAUGGAUACCGAGCGAUGGCGGAAAGAUCUGGCGAAGGAGAUGGUGACGAACUCAAUUUGUUCAACAGUCUGUGGUUCGCCGCUGGUUCUAUUUUGCAGCAAGGUGCUGAUAAUACACCGAGGUCUGGCUCAGGGAGGAUGCUGGCCGGCGCAUUCUGGUUUUUUACGCUGAUUCUAAUAUCUACUUACACUGCAAACUUGGCUGCGUACUUUACAGCCAAAAACACAAAAAGAAGUAUUAACUCCCUGUCAGACCUGGCCAACCAGAAAGAGAUUGACUACGGUGUGCUAAACGGGGGAUCUCUGUACACAUUCUUCAGUCAGUCCGAGGUGGAGAUUUAUGAAAAGAUGUUCAACAGAAUGAAAAGUGAAGCCACAUUUGUCAAUUCCACAAAGGAAGGAGUUCAAAAAGUGAGAGAGGGUGGCUUUGCCUACCUGACAGACGGACCCUACCUGGAUUACUACAACAGCAGGGAACCAUGUAACACAAUGAUGUUGGAGAAUUUAUUGGAGGCCAAAAGUUAUGGUAUUGCACUUCAAAGGAACUCAGAACUGACGAACCAAUUUUCUGUCGCUAUUCUUCAGCUCCGCGAGGAAGGUGUGGUCGACAAACUCAAAAAAAAGUGGUGGGACCGUCGCAGUGAGUGCACAGACUCCACAGUUAAAGCAAGCAGCACACCCAUGAGUAUCUCAUUGGAUCAUAUGGCGGGCGUGUUCAUUGUCCUGGCAGGAGGGAUCGUGGUGUCCGUUAUGUUCCUAAUGGUCGAGAGGAGGUGUAACAACCUGAGGCGGGAGGUCAACAAGAGCACGUCUAUGGCGAGCGUAAAAGAGCAGAUGGACUUACCAGUGGCGACGACUCAUGCUUACCGAAGGCCAUUCUCAGAUCACGGAGUAGAGAACAAAACGAUUAAUAACAUAGAUAAUCGAAGGAACAUGGACGUGAAGGACGGAGCACGAGCGCGAGACGGCAUGGGUGCUCCCAGAAUGCAGUCGAGGCUUCCAAAUGUUUACGCGGGGGCACCCGAGAGUAAUCUGUGAUUGGACACUGUGUUUCAACGGCGAAUGACGU
Molecule: messenger RNA, 2936 nt
Organism: Pocillopora damicornis (cauliflower coral)
Lineage: Eukaryota; Metazoa; Cnidaria; Anthozoa; Scleractinia; Pocilloporidae
Product: glutamate receptor 3
Biological process (GO): monoatomic ion transport
Cellular component (GO): membrane
Molecular function (GO): ligand-gated monoatomic ion channel activity; signaling receptor activity
Source: RefSeq, a predicted model, not a curated record